This is a messenger RNA of Owenia fusiformis, 1197 nucleotides long. NCBI's taxonomy places the organism in Eukaryota, Metazoa, Annelida, Polychaeta, Sabellida, Oweniidae. The record is from the annotation of a GenBank genome assembly.
AUAAGGCAAUUGUUUUCAUCACUUACACUUUUAGGGUCCAAUUUCAGUCAUUAUAUGGCAAACUACUGAGUUUGUAUAUUUAAGAGGAAAAAGGUAGAAGUUAGGAAGAACAAAUUAAUAUUGAUAUAAAGGAACGGAUUUCUUCAAAAUAAUUUAGUAUAGGGAGUGCAAUGUUCGAUCACUACAAAAGUGACAACAAGUUCGGACGCCUUUCAGCCUCAUACAACUACACAAUGGCUAACUUUACUCUCUCUGAGUUCCAGAAGAAAAAAAUCAUGAGGGUUUUCGAUAUGUUUUAUGAUAUCAGCAAUGAUAAGAUAAUUGAAUGGAAAGACUUCACUAUGGCAAUCAAGAAAAUAAGUGAUAUCCACGAAUGGCCAAAGGGCGGGGCACAACAAGAAAACGCCAUGCAAACACUCAAGCUCAUCUGGGAAGGUCUCAAGAAAUACGCCGACGACAAUCAGGAUGACAAGGUGACUGUUGAAGAAUGGUUCAAGAUGUGGACUGAAUGUCUCAAGGCCUCAAAGGAGAUGAGUGAUCUACCUCCAUGGCAGGUGAAAUACAUGAACUUUAUGUUCGAUGUCAAUGAUACUUCAGGUGAUGAUCUGAUUGACGUGAAUGAAUAUACUACAGUGUAUACGGACUAUGGGAUCCCCAAGGAGCAAUGUGUAGAAGCAUUCAACACAUUUUCAGAUAACGGGAAGGUGAAGAUAACGCGAACUGAGUUUGGAAAACUUUGGGCUGAGUACUUCCUCUCUGAUGACAGAUCAGCCAAAGGAAACUUUUUGUUUGGUCCACUGGACUUUUAAAUACAACUUAUAUUUGAAUCUCAUUUUUCACAUUUUCGUAUUGUAGUUUUCUUGAACUGUACGAGUAUUUAUAUUAUGUAUGUAUAACCGGAAAUGCUCUGGACUAAAUAUGCUGUAUAUAUGUGUUUAUGCGAUAUAUGCAUAUUAUGAAGUUUUACGAAUGCGAAACAUAAUCUAUUGUGAAGGGGAUGAGAUAUUAUAAGCCAAGGAACACUUACAUGCAGAAAACCACAAUGGUGCCUAUAAUUCCCUCGUAAGCUGGUGUCAAUAGCAAAACAUUUCGAUCACCUAGACUAGAUUUUAUAUAUCGGAAAAUACGCUGUAUAGCAUCAUGAUAAACCAUGACAUCUUAUUUCUUCUCAGCCCUGAGGUGUUUCUGGUGAAACAG